Molecule: messenger RNA, 2854 nt
Organism: Didymodactylos carnosus
Lineage: Eukaryota; Metazoa; Rotifera; Eurotatoria; Philodinida; Philodinidae
Source: the annotation of a GenBank genome assembly
AUGCCCCUAAUAAGUAAAUUAGAACAAUUACCAAAUGAAUUCUUUUAUGAUGUUUUUGAUUACUUAAAUGGUUAUCAAAUUUUUAACGCAUUUUAUUAUCUUAAUCGACGUUUUAAUUUUUUGCUUGAAAAUUACUCCUAUUCAUUUAAAAGUACAACGUUUUAUGAAUUUAUUUAUUUUCGUAAUGAAAUCCUUCCUCAUAUUAAAUUACAACAAUUGCAAGUACUAAAAGUAGCGGAUGAUGAAGAUGACAGGGUAAUUGAUCAAUUAAAUCGUUUAUUAUCGAGAAAAAAUAUCAAAAAGUUAACUAAUUUACAAAGACUUCACAUUAUACCCUCAUAUACUUUUAAUGAACAAAAUUUACUAUCUACGAUUCAAAAAAUAUCACAAUUAGAAAGCCUAACUCAUUUAACAAUUGGCACAAAAUCCUAUGAUUCCCUAGAUAAAAUUCGUAUUUGUGAAUUAGCACUGACUUUAACAAAAUUAAAAUAUUUGUCAUUGACAUUUGGUGAUAGAACAAAAUUUUCCUUAUAUGAUCACCUUUCACCACAAAUAUAUCUAAAUGAAAAACGAUCAUCAGUUGAAUGUUUGAUGAUAAAUGUAGUCAUAUCUAUUCAUGAUUUAAAGACAUUAUUUAUCAAUAUGCCAAAAUUAAAAUACUUGAGGAUAAAUUUAAAGAAAUCGAAUUAUGAUCAGAAAUGGACUAACGAACUACAACAACAACCAUUUGUUCCUCAACUGGAAGAAAUCGAAUUACAUUUAAAUUAUAACAUUGAUGUUAAUCAAAUUAUUUCAUUGUUGACAGAAUCAACAGCAAGAAAUUUGAAAACGAUAAUAAUAAUUAUUAAUUAUGAAUCUUUAUAUGAUGUUGAUGAAAUAUUAAUAGAAACAUUAUUUCGAUCGACAUUUCCAUUAUUAAAAACAUUUAAAAUGAAAUUUACACAAAGUACUUCUUAUCGUUCUCUGCUUCUGGAUUAUUAUUAUAAAGUAAGUUACUCAUCGACUGUUAAUUUUCCACUCUUUGAUAUCCCAAACUCGUCUGACAACAUCUAUUCGACAGUUAUUAAGUCCAUAUUUGUUUUUUUAUCGUCGAACAAUCUUUAAGAAGAAGGAAACGAAAAAUAACGCACAGAUCAAUUAAAGUGUCACAGUAAUGCCCGAUAUGUCGAAAAUUGAGAUAUCUAAAAAUUGCUCGAGAUACUAAUUAGAGUUGUCUGUUUACUAUUACUUUACUAUUAACAAGUAACAAAAAUUGUUACUUGUUACUAGUAAUUAGUAACAACAGAUGCUAGUUUGUUACUUUGGGUAAAGUAACAAGGAACAAUCUCUUAGCAGAUAUUUCUGCUAGUCGACUCCUUAAGUAAGGUUUUAUGAGGGUGAAAUACUUGCUAAAAGGUGGUGAAACGUCUGAUAAAGAAGUAUCUGAAAUAUACCCCUGGAAAGCAAAAGCUGGAUUCAGUAUUUAAGCUCUUUUGAUACAAUCAAAGGAUUUUUUGAGAAAAGUGAACAUGAAGAUGCCCUCAAGACCAGAUUCCCAAACGCCUAUAUUUUUCACCAUCACUAGUCCUCUGGCUUUUUUGCUCUUAAAAGUAUAUAGAUUCAUAGAGAAUUUGAAGCACUAUCAGAAUCUAUAAUUACAAUUUAUCUUUGCACUAAUAAUAGCGUUGAAAUAAACAGAAAAGUCUUGCUAAAACAGCCAAUUUUUUUUGGUUUCUCAAAGAGGUUAAUCAAAGAGGUUGGAUUAUUCUUCCGCACAUAAAAGCAAGGAAAGACUAAAGUAUAUAGAUUGAUAGAGAAUUUCAAGCACUGUCAGAAUCUAUAAUUUUCUUUCUUAAAAACUUAUUACUAUAGUGGCUGAAUUUCGAAAAAAGGAGAAAAAAUGGAUUUUUGGUUUUUGUCAACUACAAUAUGCUCACUGAGCACUCGAAUUUUUUUUAAUUGAUAGAUGUUAGAAAAUAAGUUAAUAUACAGGAUUAUAGAGAAUUUCCAGGGCUAUCAGAAUAUCUACUUACUUUUCCAAAAGACCACUGCUUAAGACAUAAUCUAUCUGAAGUAUUAAUUGGAAAAACGGUGAAAAGUACAGGCGUGUGGGAAUCUCGUCUUGAGGGUAUCUUCAUUUCACUCGAUUUAUUUUUCAAUAUAUGAAGUCAAGAUAAAAUCGAAAUACACAGUUUUGUACAGAAUUUCACGCGCUAUCUAAUGGUAUGUUCACUUUUCUCAAAACAUCCUUUUAUGGUAUCAAAAGAGCUCAAAUACUGAAUCCAGCUUUUGCUUUCCAGGGGUAUAUUUUUAGCUAUAAAUCACUGCUAAGGGAAGAGUCAUAACUAGGGGUAUGACAGUUCCAUAUCAGCUCCUAUCAUAGGAACUGCUGAAAAGUUCUUUUGAAAGGAGCUGAUAUGUUUGAACAGCUCUUUUGAAAGGAGCUGAUAUGUUUGAACAGCUCUUUUGAAAGGAGCUGAUAUGUUUGAACAGCUCUUUUGAAAGGAGCUGAUAUGUUUGAACAGCUCUUUGAAAGGAGCUGAUAUGUUUGAACAGCUCUUUUGAAAGGAGCUGAUAUGUUGGAACAGCUCUUUGAAAGGAGCUGAUAUGUUUGAACAGCUCUUUUGAAAGGAGCUGAUAUGUUGGAACAGCUCUUUGAAAGGAGCUGAUAUGUUUGAACAGCUCUUUUGAAAUUUUAAAAAUUGAAAUUUUUUGAAAUUUUUUCAACAACUACUGCUGAAGCUUUCAGAAGCAAGAGCUUGCUCAACUCGAAGCACUGGGCGCUCCUGAAGUCCAGGAGUCCAAGAGCAAAGUGUUCUUUUUUGGGAAUCACUUCCCAAAAAAUGAACAGAAGAGCAAGCUCUUGCUUCAGCGU